Molecule: messenger RNA, 843 nt
Organism: Miscanthus lutarioriparius
Lineage: Eukaryota; Viridiplantae; Streptophyta; Magnoliopsida; Poales; Poaceae
Source: the annotation of a GenBank genome assembly
AUGAUGAGCAUCAGCGACAGCGGUGUCAGUAAUCAAGAUAAUGCUGCAGGGGACAAUAAUUUGUUAGAUAUAGCUAGUGCAACACUUAUAAGUGAUCUUGGUACUUGUGACAAGCCUUUGGUAGGUUCCUCUUCAGGAGCUGGAGUGAACCUGCUUCCGCUUGCUACUGAUCAGACAGCUGGAUCUGUGGAUUCCACACCAGAUAAGGUGCCCUAUACACCAGAUAAAGAUAUGUUCAGUAAGGACAGCAUAUAUGAAGAUUUUUGUGUGGAUGAUGUUGACCUUGCUUUCGAAAAUUACGAAGAACUCUUUGGUACCUCUCAUGUUCAAACAGAGCAACUGUUUGAUGAUGCUGGAAUAGACAGUUACUUUGAAGUGAAGGAAGCACCUGCUGGGAAUUCCACCGAGCAAUCCAAGCUGAAGCAACCUGCAAAUAGCAAUGCGGUAUCUGCUGACUCUGGGAUGUCAAACCCAGGAGUGAAAGGUGAUUCCAGUGUUUGUAUCCCUUUGAGGCAGGCUAGGUCUAGUCUGUCUCUUUCCUUUUCCGAUUUGACUGGUGAGAGUAGUGCCGGAGACCACCAAGAUUGUGUGGUAUCAUCAUUGCUCCUUAUGGGUGAGCCUCCUUGGCAGCCUCCUGGCCCUGAGGGCUCAAUUGCUGGAGGUAGUAGAGACAGCGCUAUCACACGAUACAAGGAGAAGAAGAAGAGAAGAAAGUUCGACAACAAGAUCAGGUAUGCUUCUCGCAAGGCUAGAGCAGAUGUGCGAAAGAGGGUCAAGGGACGAUUUGUUAAGGCUGGUGAAGCAUAUGACUACGAUCCUCUCUGCCAAACAAGGAGUUACUGA